AUGAGGAACAAUACAGUGACCACUUUCAUUCUACUAGGACUGACAGAUGACCAACAACUUCAAGUUCUGCUCUUCAUCUUUCUCUUGCUCACCUACAUGCUGAGCAUAACUGGGAAUCUGACCAUCAUCUUCCUCACCUUAGUGGAUUCUCACCUCAAAACAGCUAUGUACUAUUUCCUUAAAAAUUUUGCUCUCUUGGAGAUCUUGUUCACAUCUGCAUGUAUUCCCAGAUACUUGUAUAACAUAGCAACAGGUGACAAGGUAAUCACUUAUAAUGCUUGUGCUGGUCAAGUAUUUUUUGUUGACCUCUUUAGUAUAACUGAGUUUUUUCUUCUGGCUGCCAUGUCCUAUGAUUGCUAUGUGGCCAUCUGCAGGCCCCUGCAUUAUUUGACUAUCAUGAGUAGCAUUGUCUGCAGGAGACUUGUCUUUUGUUGUUGGGUAGUAGGUCUAUUUAUUUUAAUUCCCCCUCUUAGCCUAGGCCUAAAUCUGGACUUCUGUGAUUCUAAUAUCAUUGAUCACUUUAUCUGUGAUGCUUCUCCCCUCAUAAAUAUCGCUUGUUCAAAUACUUCAUUCAUGGAACAGACCGUUAUCAUCUGUGCUGUCCUGACUCUCAUUAUAACACUUAUGUGUGUAGUUCUAUCUUACAUUUAUAUCAUCAAGACAAUUUUAAAAUUCCCUUCUGCCCAACAAAAGAAAAAAGCCCUUUCCACAUGCUCUUCCCACAUGAUCGUGGUCUCCAUCACCUACGGCAGCUGCAUCUUCAUCUACAUCAAACCUUCAGCCAAGGACGAGGUUGCCAUUAACAAGAGUGUGACAGUCCUCACUACUUCCAUUGCUCCUAUGCUAAACCCCUUCAUUUACACAUUGAGGAACAAGCAAGUGAAAGAGGCCUUCUGUAACUCAAUCAAAAGAAUCCUGAUAUUUUCUAAGAAAUAA
This is a messenger RNA of Jaculus jaculus (lesser Egyptian jerboa), 936 nucleotides long. Its product is annotated as olfactory receptor 6C2-like. Bases 1 to 936 code for a protein of 311 amino acids. The transcript has a single exon. Gene Ontology annotation, biological process: G protein-coupled receptor signaling pathway. NCBI's taxonomy places the organism in Eukaryota, Metazoa, Chordata, Mammalia, Rodentia, Dipodidae. Gene Ontology annotation, cellular component: membrane. Gene Ontology annotation, molecular function: olfactory receptor activity; G protein-coupled receptor activity. The record is from RefSeq and is a predicted model, not a curated record.